AUGAAGUUAGAGUAUGGAAAAAUAGUGGAAAGAACUAUAAGUCAUAUAAUAAGAGUUCUGACGAUGCCCGACCCAGACAAAUUUGCAGAAAAAGAGGAAAUAGAAACAAAGAUAAAAGAAAAAAAGGAGGAUGAGAUAGUAGCUGUCAGUACCAGAUUGAGGAGUAAUGUGAGAAUUUCUAAAUACUUAGAUGAUUAUAUGAAAUAA
Messenger RNA from Cinara cedri, 207 nucleotides. NCBI's taxonomy places the organism in Eukaryota, Metazoa, Arthropoda, Insecta, Hemiptera, Aphididae. The record is from the annotation of a GenBank genome assembly.